AUGUUUGGUCAAAAUACAAACACGUUUGGGCGAUUUGGACAGCAGAAUUUGGGAGCACAGACACCACAACAGGGAUCAACGGGAACAGGAGGGCUGUUUGGAGCAAACACAGGAGUUUUGGGGGGAUCUGCUAAUCAAAGGGAAGGAUUUGGGCAGACAAGCAGUUUUGGGAGUGGAAAUUCAGUAUUCGGGCAAGGAACACAGCAAACAUCUACACCGGGAUUUAGCUUUGGAGGGAAUAAAGAUACUUCAGGAUUUGGGUCUCAGACGACAAAUGCGUUUUCAGCACAAAAUCUAAGUACACCGUCUAGAGGCGGGAUUUUUGGGCAAAGCAGCACGCCUACGACCUUUGGGAAUACAAAUACGACAUCUGUUUUUGGGAGUUCCUAUGGAACAAAUACGUUUGGUGGAAUGCUGAAUUCUCGGAUGCCUACACAAGGAACCAGUAAUCCUCCGUACCAGGUGACACAGGAAAAAGAAGCAUCUACGGGAGGGAUGCAGCAUUUUCAGUCAAUUACGUGCAUGCCAGCCUAUCAGGCAGCGUCAUUCGAGGAGCUAAGGUUGCAAGAUUAUGCACAAAACAGACGGUAUGGGCAGCAGCAGGGGUUAUUUGGAUCCUUUGGUUCGGGGCAGACUACAGGGAAUAUCUUUGGAUCGGGAAAUCAAGGGUUUGCAUCACAGCCUUUCGGGACGUCCUCUGGGAUGAAUAUGUUUGGGGGAACGCAAAACACGGUUAGUCCGUUUGGACAAUCACAGCAAAACCAACAAAAGCCCUUUGGUUUUGGGACAUCGAAUACCUUUGAUGCAAAUAAAAAUCAAACAGGAGCAUUUUCUUUCGGGAAUUCCGUGAAUUCGACACAAUCGGCAUUUGGAUCAUCUUCUACGAAUCUUUUUAGGACAGGCUUUGGUAAUACUCAAAAUCAGGAUAAUAAAACAUCUUUCGGGACAACUGGUAUAGGCUUUGGCCAAAAUUCAACCAAUACGUUCGGUUCGGGUUUUGGUACGACUAAUACCGGAACCAGCAUUUUCGGUUCUACUCAGCAACAAUCUACACCAUCACCAUUUGGCCAAACAUCAACAUCACAAAACACUACUUUUACUUUUGGAGGAAAUACAAAUACAACCGGCAGCGAGAAUACAAGUACAACACUUUUCGGGAAUCAAACACAACAGUCCGUAACACCGUUUGGUCAACCACAGACCCAAAGUACUACAUUUGGCUUUGGAGCACCCAAUACUACUACAAAUACCACAACUCCUAAUGCUACAAAUAGUAUUGGUUUUUCUUUUGGACAGCAAGAUAAUCAGCAAAACAAACCUACAUUAUCAUUUUCAUCUAAUUUAUUUGGGCAAAACAAUCAAACACAAACGCAAAAUAAACCAUCUUUUAGUUUUGGAAAUACAACAGGGUUCGGGCAAUCAACAACGAAUACUAGUCUAUUUGGGACUAACAAUUUGAAUACCAGUUCGUCUACUGGGCUUUUUGGGUCAAAUGUAGCAUCUGGUUCCAACACCGGUACCGGUUUUUUUACUAAUCAACAAUCCACUGGAGAUUUGUUAGGGGCAAAAUCUUCUACAAAUACUUCUACAAACUUGUUUGGAAACAGUUCUACUUUACAAUCGAAUACCAAUACAACUGGAGGCCUUUUUGGAAAUAUUGCGGGACAAUCUUUAAUCAAAAAUACUACCCAGCCGUUAGAAAAUAGCUUAUUUGGAAAUAGUCAACAACAACAGUCUCUUUUACAAGCGUCUAUUGAUAAAAAUCCUUUCGGAAACAACCCAUUGUUUCAAAGUACGAAUAUCAAUUUUCCAACAAAUUCACCUGGGCCUAUUGCAACACCCCUUGUAACAAAUUCGCAUAAAAAAAAACCGGCCAUGUUACCACAUCUUAAACUAACUCCUGGGUCCUCAUCGUCAAAAAAUUUUCAAAAUUUUAAAAGUCCUUCAAGUAUUAACUCACCGACAAUUAUUUCUGCAACAAACCAUUCGUUGUACUUGUUUGAUAAUUUGAACGAUGAAACUAUGCUUAACAUUAAUGCAUUUUUCCCGAGAUCUAACAUUAAAAAACUUGUAAUCGAUCGUAAACCAUCACAAACAAAUAUCUUAACAGGUGGUGCAGAUCUUGGAAGUUUCGAAAAGAAUUUCCCGAAGGAUACAAAUCAUGACAAACAAAAUCAUGAUCACUCUUCAGUGGAACAUGAAAAUCCAGCAACUGAGAAUAAUUUUGCCCAAGAAUCGCCUAACUUAAUAAAUACUAAACAUCAAAAUAAUGCCAAAACAGAUACCACUUUGGACCUUUUACAAUAUGAUUUAACAGAAGAUGAUAAAAAGGAAAGUAAUAAUAUGUCUUACUGGACAUCCCCUUCAAUAUCAAAAUUACUAGAUUAUACGUCGGAUGAAUUAAAACAUGUAAAGAAUUUCAAAGUUGGACGUAAGGGUUUUGGCCAAAUUAGUUUUCAAUCACCGGUUGAUUUAACAGCUUUUGCUGCCUUAGAGGAUAUUCCAGGGACUAUUAUCAUUUUUGACGAGAAAGUGUGUACAGUAUAUCCCGAUGAAUCUCUUAAACCUCCACUAGGAUGUGGAAUUAAUGUUCCAGCAAUAAUAACCCUUGAACGUUGCUGGCCGUAUAGCAAAGAAAAGCGUGAACCAAUAACAGAUCCAAAUCAUCCAAGAUUCCAGCAGCAUCUAGAUAGACUUAAGCGUAUGAAAGAAACGGAAUUUAUUGACUAUAUCGCAGAUACAGGUGCAUGGGUGUUUAAAGUAAAUCAUUUUAGCAGAUGGGGAUUGCUUGAUGAUGAUGAUGAUGAUUCUGAUAAUGAAAAAGUCGAAGAAAACCAAAACGAAUUAUUAAAAUCUCAAGAAAUUAAAGCUCAAUAUACGGAAAUCCCUUUCCCUCCAAGAGUAUUAUCUUUGCGUAAAGAGGGAUCGAAACCGCCGACUAAACAUGUUUAUGUCGAGUAUAAGAAAAAAGAAUUAACGCCUAAUUAUGCAUUGUCAUCUAAUGAUACAUCGUUCGGGGAGAACACAGACAUAAGCGAAGAAUUUCUUAGCGCAAACAAUUCAUUUGAUUUUCAUUAUCCAGCAUCGAAAAUCCCAGGCUCAUUUACGCCUGAAAAUUCGUCAGAAAUUACAAAUAACUUUACAUCAAAUAACAGUAUUGAAACUGAUAUAUGCGAAGAAACAGAAUCAGGUGGUUAUUUAUCUUUCGAUGACCCUGACACCUAUGUUAAUUUACACGAUAUAAAUGAUAUGAGUGAUAUGAAUGAUAUAAAUAAUAUAAGCGAUAUAAAUGAUUCAAGUAAUAUGAAUGAUGUGAAUGAUAUAAACGAUAUAAAUGAUAUAUCCAAUACAUAUAGUAUUAAUGAUAAAAAUAGUGACUUAGAAUUAUGUUUCGAAGAUGACUUAAAAGAAGUAAAAACUGUAUCUUUUAAAAGACAAAGUGAUUUGCAUAAAGAGUUUCAUGAAAAUUCAUUGUUAUCACCAAAAUCUCUAUUUUCAAGGAACAUUAAAACUUGGCCAGAUUUUUUAAAUCUUUCAGUCGAAAGGUUUAAUUUGCUAAAUACACCUCAAAAUUAUGUUAAAAAUGAUCAAAAUUUUUCUGACUUACAGUUUGACACUGUUUUUGAUAAUUUCAAAAUAAUAAAAAAAUAUGAAUUACAAGAUUUAGAUAGAGAUUUGUAUGAUAUGCAGCAAGAUUCUUAUUCACCGGCUUGUAUACCGGAAUCAAACUCAGUUAUUGAAAUUCCCGCAAAAACACAUUGGGGAUUAAAUAAUGUUCUUAUUAUUCCUCUUAAUAAGAACAGUAAUCAACCAAAAAUUUUGUUAAAGAAAAUAGAUAAUCAAAAAUCAACUUUGGAUAAUAUCGAAUCAGCUUUGAAAGUGCAAUUAGAACAUACGAAUAUUCAAAUAAACAAAUACGGAUGUCCUGAAGCAAAUCCUAGUUCUACACUUACUUCAAAAUUAUUCGUACCUUCUUUUAAUGAUUAUGAAGCGAAUGUAUUACAACUGUGUGAAAUCCUUUUUGACGAACCUAUUAUUCAUUCUCAUAACUUGCACUCUGAACUUCAAAGAAUGCAAAUCCUUAGAAUGCAAAGAAAAGAGAAUCUUUCAAACUGGUUAAAAAAUAUUGUUACUACAAGUGUUGAAAACGAUCUUAAUAAAACAAUUGACUCAUCUUCAAGAAUGUUUUUAUUAUUAACAGGUUAUCAAAUAGAAGAAUGCUGUAUAGAAGCAUUAAAAAACAGAGAUUUUUGUCUUGCUAAUCUUAUUCCUCUUAUUGGUGGGGAUGAACUUAUUCGAGAAGAUUGUCGAAAACAAAUUACUGAUUGGAGAGAGUCAAAUUCUCUUCCUUCUAUUGGUAAAUAUUAUCGUAUAAUGUAUGAGUUAAUGUCCGGCAAUACAGAGACAUCGUAUGGCACUGGAUCUAAAGGUUCGGAAGAAUAUGCGCCUACUAUACAUAUAUCUGAAGGAUUGGAUUGGAAACGAGCAUUCGGAUUAAAGUUGUGGUAUGAACUAACAGAUGAAAUGCCGAUAGAAACAGCAGUUUUAAGCUUUCAAAAAGCUUUUAGUGAGGAUUCUACUAUAUCAUCUCCAAAAAUACCUCAUACCGGAAGUGCAGAUAAUUUGCAUAUAGAGUUUGAUGUAUUAUAUCAUUUAUUAUUGUUAUUCACUGAAGAAGAUUAUCCUUUGGAGAACGUUGUCGAUUCUCUUACUUUAAAUAGUCCUUUUAAUUUUGAAAUCCCAUGGCUAUUAUAUAUUAUUUUAUCACGUGCAUACGGCGUUCGUCAUUUUCAAGAUUAUGGUACUAAUUUUUACAAUAAGGAUUUAACAGAUAGCAAAAUCAGUAUUCUUGGCGAUCAACUAACUUUAGAUUUUGCGUCACAAUUAGAAUCAAAUGGUUUAUGGUACUGGGCAGUUUUCGUUUUGCUACAUUUACAGCAUACUCAUAUUAGAGAAAAGUCAAUUCGUGAUAUUUUGGCACGAAACAUAACUGAAUAUUGCAAUGAUGAAAGGAAGAAAGAAUUAGAUAUAUUUUUAAUACAAGACUUAAAAAUCCCCAAAAUUUGGAUUUUAGAAGCUUGUGCUCUUUAUUCUAGAUAUAUGAAUUAUUACCAAACGGAAGAAGAAUAUCUUCUUGAUGCUCAUCUAUGGAAUGAAGCACAUAAAACUCUUUUAGCAUUUAUAGCUCCUCAAGCAGUAAUAUAUUCUGAACUCGAUGUUUUAUAUUCUUUCCUUAAACGCUUUCAGAAUACAAAUGCAGUUUCUACAUGGAAAACCGGCGGACAAGUUUAUUUAGAUUAUAUAGAACUUGUGAAACUUAGUGAGAAGUUGACAUCACCUCUCAUUAAAGAUCAAAAUCCCGAAGUAACACAAACUCAUAAAGAUAUUAUUAUGAGGCUUUUACGAACGUUGCCUGUAAUGGAUACAAAGCUCUUUGAACAAUCUGUGGCAAUGAAAAUUAUGUCAAGCUUUUUCUCUUCUUUUAUAAUUUCGAACAACAUUGUGACAAAUGAACAUACUCGAGUUUUACAAAUGAAUUUAACGGAGGAUGAAUAUUUUAAUAAGGUGAAGCAGUUAUCACUAACAUAUUAUAAAUAUAUAAACUCCACUGUUUAA
This is a messenger RNA of Pneumocystis jirovecii RU7, 5616 nucleotides long. RefSeq lists its product as uncharacterized. The record is from RefSeq and is a predicted model, not a curated record. Gene Ontology annotation, cellular component: nuclear pore; nuclear pore cytoplasmic filaments. Bases 1 to 5616 code for a protein of 1871 amino acids. The transcript is spliced from 12 exons. Gene Ontology annotation, molecular function: structural constituent of nuclear pore. Gene Ontology annotation, biological process: RNA export from nucleus; protein import into nucleus; post-transcriptional tethering of RNA polymerase II gene DNA at nuclear periphery. Lineage: Eukaryota; Fungi; Ascomycota; Pneumocystomycetes; Pneumocystales; Pneumocystaceae.